AUGUUUAUAAAAGAAGCAUAUGAAAGAAGAUAAAAACAGAGCGAUGGAGAAUAAGAAAUAUUAUAGACCGAAUAAAGAAUACAUAAGAUUGGUAGUAUCAAGAACAAUAAAAUGAACUAUGAUAAAGAUGAAUAAUUUUUUAGCAAAGAGGAUAUCCCUUAAAGAGCAUUGCAAAUAAAAGAAACUGUUUAAACUUUUGUUGACCCAGAUAUUUUAGGUUUGAGAAAGAAGGAAUGGAAUAGCAGUGUUUCAGUUCCAAAAAAUCCAUUGUCAGAGGAAACCCAUGAGAGAAAGUUGGUUAAAAUUCGAUUAGGAUUAUUUGAUCAUCCAAUUCCUAAAGAGAAAGCUAAUAAAAUAUACGAGGGAAUAGAAACUAGAGACAAUUAUAUAUUAGCUAAGAAGGGCUCAGGUAAAUGGAAUGUGAGUACAGAAACUAAUAAUCUGGAGUUUUAAAAAUAUUUAAUGAAUUAAACGAAGGAUGCACUUAAGAAUACUAAGUCCAAAGAGGAGGAGAUUAUAAAAAACUAUUUAAAGCCCAUAGAACAUUAAUCUAAAUUGUAAUUAGAUCUUAGAUCUCAGAAAGUGAAUGAGAAAGAUAUUAGAAGUAAGAUAAGAUAGGAGUAUCAAAUGGCAAAUCCUGCUGCAUCUCAAUAGGCAAUCGAUGGAGCAGUCUUCAGAUUGGCAUAUGAGGCAAAACUAAGUAAAAAUCAAGAACAAAUUCAAGAUAAAAACUAUACAUUUAAGCCAGAUAUGGCAAGGACAUUGAAACAUGAUUUGGACUAUAAGUAUUGCCACAAUGGUGUGUGGUAGAAGAUGCCUGAUGGAAGUGAGGGUUGGUCUUGUUGCAUGAACAGUACAUUGGAAUCAAAGGGAUGCAUAACAAUAAAGAUAGACAAGAACAAGUGGGAUUAUUCAUCAUUUACACAUUGA
Molecule: messenger RNA, 930 nt
Organism: Paramecium tetraurelia
Lineage: Eukaryota; Ciliophora; Oligohymenophorea; Peniculida; Parameciidae
Exons: 3
Source: RefSeq, a predicted model, not a curated record